AUGAUACGACGAAAGAGCCUUUUCACUGGGCAGAAGAGUCUGACCGCACCACGACUGGAUGCAACCGCCACAUUCACCGUGUACACCAGAGAUCGACGAAUGAAAUAUGUUGUGCCGUCGGUUUUUGCCUCCCAAAGCUUCAACCAAUUCCGAAAUCGAAGGCUUUUAGAUGUGUCCACAUUUGUAAAAAAAGUUACUGAAAAGAUUAACUCAAAAGCUGCUAAGAUUCCUGAUAGUAACAGCAACUUUCCGGCUGCUAUACGCCUUGUUAUAAUAUCAUUAGUGUGUGAACUGAAGAGGCAUCCAAAAAUGCACUUUGAUGGGAGGGAAAUUGCCAUAAUUCUGCAAAUGUACUACGCUAUUGUGGGAUACAAGGUGAGACUGAUGACUCAGAUUGAAUUUGUCGACUUCUUAGUCGGUAGUUUGGGUAUCACAAACUCACACACACUGGCAGGUAUUAAGCGGGUCACCGUCCAGCUACGUGAUGAUCGUAGACGACCUGAAAAGCUGGGAAUUCCACCUGGAAACUUCGUCAUCAUGCUUUCCAUCUACUUGCGGGGAAGUCUUCUGGAGAGAGCCGAACUCGCCUUUGAGAUUAUGGAUAUAGAUCGAGAUGGUCUGUUGCGUAAGCAGGUGGAAUUUCGACGCUUCUUAGCGGGAUCGUUUGAUCCGGAAAUCGCUGCAACCCAUGCCGACAUUGAUCCCGAUCAACCUGUUCGUGAGACAAUACAAUACUUGGAAAACCUUCUUGCCUCAAGCUCCGACAGAGGGGUGGACUUGAUAAGAUUUAAAGAAAUGGUGGUGAAACAGCCUUGGAUUAUUGACUGUCUUUUACCCAUCUCUUGCCGAGAGCUCCAUAGCAUGGCAUUUCAGAACCUACUAACUGUGAAAACGCUUUGA
Messenger RNA from Hydatigera taeniaeformis, 900 nucleotides. Lineage: Eukaryota; Metazoa; Platyhelminthes; Cestoda; Cyclophyllidea; Taeniidae. The record is from the annotation of a GenBank genome assembly.